Messenger RNA from Desarmillaria tabescens, 663 nucleotides. RefSeq names its product Aconitase/3-isopropylmalate dehydratase. Lineage: Eukaryota; Fungi; Basidiomycota; Agaricomycetes; Agaricales; Physalacriaceae. The record is from RefSeq and is a predicted model, not a curated record. Gene Ontology annotation, biological process: tricarboxylic acid cycle. Gene Ontology annotation, molecular function: 4 iron, 4 sulfur cluster binding; aconitate hydratase activity. The transcript is spliced from 3 exons. Gene Ontology annotation, cellular component: mitochondrion; cytosol. The coding region runs from base 199 to 510 and encodes 103 amino acids.
ACAUCUCCAAAACGUCUUUCAUGCGUUCAUAUUCUCCAUUUUCUACAAAACGACCUAACGAUGCCGCUACUCAGAAAUUUGUCUGAUUGGCGCCAUUAACUCCGAGAACAGUAAGAUCAAGGUGAACUAGAUCACCGGUGCCAGUGAAUGGGGUAGUGCUCUCCAGUCCGGCGCGUACUAUCGUGAUCACGGGAUCAAAUGGGUACGGUGAACUUCCCUGAGCACGCUGCCCUCGAACCUCGGUAUCUUGGUGGUCUUAUCAUCAUUGUGCGGUCAUUCGCGCGUAUCCACGAAACCGACUUAAAGAAGCAAGGCAUGUUGGCUUUGACGUUCGCGGACACCGAGGAUUAUGAGAAGGUUAAGCCGAGUGACAAGGUUGAUAUUCUUGGAUUGGAUACGUUUGCGCCUGGGAAGAACUUGACGCUCGUGUUGAAACAUGAGGAUGGAAGCAAGGAGGAGAUUCCCCUCGCACACUCUUUCAAUGAGGAACGGAUCGCUCGCGUUGCUUGAUGUCUAUGAGUGGCAACAGCUCAAUUAGCGCUAGUCCAAAUUGGGACAAAAAUCUUCUUUUCUCCUGGUUCAAGACCGGCUCUGCUCUUAACUUGAUGGCAGCCAAGGCUAAGGGCUUGUAGAUGAGCAAUGCAUCUUGUUUAACCCUAUCAU